This is a messenger RNA of Anopheles stephensi (Asian malaria mosquito), 1244 nucleotides long. RefSeq lists its product as uncharacterized. The record is from RefSeq and is a predicted model, not a curated record. The transcript is spliced from 2 exons. The coding region runs from base 461 to 991 and encodes 176 amino acids. NCBI's taxonomy places the organism in Eukaryota, Metazoa, Arthropoda, Insecta, Diptera, Culicidae.
GAGUUCCCCGGCCUGAUCCGUCCAUCAAAUGAUAGUGUUAAGCAGAAGAGACACAUUUGUCAAUGAAACGGUUGCGGAAGUAGUUGUGCUAUGAUUUUGAAUAAAUGUAACGGCUGCCACAGUAUUUAAGAAAAUGAGGAUAUGAGGCGUCAUAAGCAACAGGACAUAAGCGUCCGAUGCAUCGCUUCACACCCGUAGCACAGUUUAAACUGCAUGAGUCACGGCGCAAAUCUAACCUUCAACAGUAUCCAAGAGUGUCGGCCAAUUCAAACACGCUCCCUAUCAAAGCCAGUCGGAUCCUGUACCGCGGAGAGCUGCUGUAUUAGCUCGUCUGAUGAUAAGCACCCGUACGAUGGCAAAGAUAUAAAUAGUGCCACGCUAGCGCCCAGCUCGGUGCAGUUGCAUUUACAAUUGCAAACGAUCUGGUGGGUGUCCCAUAAAGUUGAGUUCCAGACAGAAAAUGGAGUCCUACACGGUGGUUGCGUUCAUUUUCGUGCUAGUGGUGGGAAACGGUGCGGCGCUAAAAUGUCGAAACUGUUUCAGCUCGAAAAGCUUCGACGAGUGUGAAAAGAUGGGUGAAAUACAGGAGUGCAAUGCUACUAUCGUCAACGCAAACCAUGAAGCGUUCAAGGGCGACAAUCCGACCCUAACGCAGGGCAACGGGACGGAAUUUAAGUGCUAUCGGUUUGAAGCUGCACGGCUCAAUCCGAACAAUACGGACACGGGAUUGCGCGGCUACGGUCGGGGAUGCACCUUUCUCAACACCACCUUCUGCAGUGGUUGGGUCAGCAGCGUGAAUCUUACCAGCUGCUCGACCUGCACAACCGACAAUUGUGAGCAAAAUCCGCCGGUUCCCAACACAACUACACAGCAACCGGGGCAGGUAACUUCCACCACCAAGAAACCUUCCAAUGGAGCAGGUGCAGUGACGUUUAGCAGUUGCCUGAGCAUCCUGUUUGCCUUAGCAGCGGCGGCGGCGGCGGCUCGAUGAGCUCUGUUCUCUCAAUCUCGAUUGUUUAAUAAAACUGUAAACAACUCAUGUUUUCACAGAUCGCACCGGUGCGAUCAACUUUCUUUAAAUAAAUAAAUUGUACGAUAGCGAACAUUGCUGGGGAACACGAUUCAAGCAUGUGUAGGGCCGAUUCUUAUCGCCAGUCAACACAUUGUAUCGGUAUUUGCGAAUGACAACUGUGACUGUUUGCAUGUUUGUACCGAGAUCUGUACCGGUGCCGGUUCAAUGCCGG